Messenger RNA from Lactuca sativa (garden lettuce), 1781 nucleotides. Its product is annotated as calcium-dependent protein kinase 24. Gene Ontology annotation, molecular function: calcium ion binding; ATP binding; protein kinase activity. Gene Ontology annotation, biological process: protein phosphorylation. The record is from RefSeq and is a predicted model, not a curated record. Lineage: Eukaryota; Viridiplantae; Streptophyta; Magnoliopsida; Asterales; Asteraceae.
AACACCAUUAUUCCCAUGGGGGGUUGCAUGUCCAUUGCCAACAAAAAAUUAAUCAAGAAGACCAAGAACAAUGUCAAACCCAUACACUCACACGAUCAUGAUCAUAAAACGACUAAACUACAUGCCUCCUGCACAAACCUCCGGCGACCUCACGUACUCAGGGAAUCCUCCGGUAACAAUAUAUUCCGGUGGUAUCGUUUUGGGGGAGAGCUUGGAAGAGGUGAGUUUGGGGUGACGUAUGAAUGUCAAGAUAAGGUGAGCGGGGAGAAGGUUGCAUGCAAGAAGAUAUCAAAGAGCAGGUUGAGGACAGAGGUUGACAUUGAAGACGUAAGGAGGGAGGUUGAGAUUAUGAGACACUUGCCACCACACCCUAAUAUUGUGAGGUAUAGAGAUGUGUUCGAGGACAAAGAGGCUAUUUAUUUGGUUAUGGAACUUUGCGAGGGAGGUGAAUUGUUUGAUAGGAUCGUUAGUAAAGGUCAUUAUACCGAAAGAGCUGCUGCUCUUGUUACCAAAACCAUCGUUGAAGUUGUUCAGGUAUGCCACAAGCAUGGGGUAAUACAUAGAGAUUUGAAACCGGAGAACUUCUUAUACGCUAACCGAGGCGAAAACGCUCCCCUAAAAGCAAUUGAUUUUGGUCUUUCCAUCUUCUUCAAACCUGAGCAUCGGUUUAAGGAAAUUGUGGGAAGUCCAUAUUACAUGGCUCCAGAGGUUCUUAGACGGAAUUAUGGAGCAGAAGUUGAUAUUUGGAGUGCUGGGGUCAUUCUAUAUAUAUUAUUAUGUGGAGUUCCUCCUUUUUGGGCAGAAACCGAAGAAGGAAUUGCGCACGCGAUCAUAAAAGGCGAUAUAAAUUUCCGUAGAGAUCAUUGGCCACUUGUCUCCGAGGAUGCCAAAAAUCUCGUCAAGGGCAUGUUGGAACCUAGCCCACACAAACGUCUUAAAGUUGAACAAGUCCUUGGAAGCAACUGGAUACAAAAUGCGGAUAAGGCACCUAAUAUUCCUUUGGGAGAAAACGUUCGAUCAAGAAUUCAACAGUUCUCUUUGAUGAACAAGUUCAAAAAGAAAGUCAUCCGUCUCGUAGCAGAAAAUUUGCCAAACGAACAAAUGGAUGGAUUGAAAAAGAUGUUCAAUGACAUGGACAAAGACAAAAACGGUGCACUCACUUUCGAAGAGCUCAAGGAUGGCCUAAGUUCAAUCGGUGAUCACCCCGUUGAUGAUCCUGAUAUUCAAAUGUUCAUGGAAGCUGCCGAUCUUGAUCAAAAAGGGGUGCUAAACUGCGAGGAGUUUCUAACGAUUGUGGUGCAUCUAAAAAAGAUUAGCAACGAAGAACAACUCCGACAAGCAUUCCGGCAUUUUGACAAGAACCGAAAUGGAUACAUCGAGUUUGAUGAGUUGAAAGAAUGUUUGUUCGAUGGACACAUGAAUCCACACAACGAAAAAAUGGUUCACGAAAUUAUAAUCGAUGCUGACCUAGAUAAGGAUGGUCGGAUUAGUUACCCGGAAUUUGCGGCCAUGAUGACGACAGGAAUGGAUUGGAAGAUGUCUUCUCGGCAGUAUUCGAGAGCGAAGCUUCAUGCAAUAAGCAUGAAGAUGUUCAAAGAUAAUUCGAUAAAAUCAGGAGACUGAAUGGGAUACGUUUUUGGGUGGUAGAUAUCUGUAAUUUGAUGGAAAACGGCUUAAAACAAGCAAAACCUUUGACGAAUCCAAAAACAACGAUGCUAUAUCGAUCGACUUGCACCUUCGUGCAAUUAGAGUUGUACCUCAAUGUGUAAAACCUUACCUCA